AUGCAAGGCGAUUCGAAUUCCUGGCAGCAGGUCGGCGACCCAGCGGCGUCCUCGCACGCUGCCCGGGGCCAUGUCACAAAUGCAUCGCCCCUCAUGAACAGCCUGGAUUUAGAAACAGCUGCUCAGCUUCAAAUUCAUCAGUUUCAACAGCUGCAGCAGCAGCAACAACAACAACAACAGCAACAGGCCAUGCUCAUAGCGCACCUGGUGCAGGCCCAAGCGCAAGCCCAAGCGCAGCGCGCAGAAGGAGAGGACGCGGCGACAGCUGCGGCACGCGCCAUUAUUGCACUCCUAGGCCCUUCCCUUGCUGCAGCCGCUGCCUUUCAGCUAUCUCUCCCUCCCGCAGUGCAGCUGCAAAACCUAGCCCAACAACCGCCGCAACAGCAACCAGCUCCUAGAGGGCAAAAUAUUGUCACAGCCAGGGAAGAUCCACCAACCCGCCGGCAACAGGCACCUGCUGCUGCUGCUGGCCCUCUGACGGGUCCUGUGUCACAGGCUCCGGCACUCAGCGCUGGCGGCCCGCCAGCGCCCCUUCCUAGGAUUUCCUCGGCCAUGCCGCAGACGGCGGCCUCCCGAGUCGGCAAUGGUGGCACGAGUCGUCGUGGUCAGCUCCGGAACCACAUAAGCCCCCCGCAGCUGAUUAACCCACGUGGCCGUGACGCCUCAGGUCCGUGCGCCCCUUCCGAUCUCCGAGCUACCUGUGCAGCCGAGGAGUGCAGCCCGGGGCCUGAACCGGAAUGGGAGGGGUGGGAGGGUGAGGCCAGCGGCAGUGCCCAGGUGCCGAUGCUGUGCGAGGGGCAACGGCCCCGGGAGGAUGAGCGCCUCGGGCGCCCGGGUGACAUCCGCCCGCACUCUAACAACCAUCCACAGCUGCGGCAUAGUAGCGGCGGCGGCGGCGGCGGCGGUACGGGUAAGCGGCAGCGGCAGCCUUCCUCCCCUGACCUGCCGCGGCGGCUCCAGCAGCCGUCCCAGCAGCAGCCUCCGGGAGACCAGCUGCCUGGACCGCCACCACCUUCACCGCUGCCAGAGCAGCAGCAGCAGCAGCAGCAGCAGCAGCAACAGAACCAGCAGCAGGACCAGCAGGAGGAAGAAGAGGAGCGCUCACCGCGACUGCCGCGGCCGCGUGCACAGCGGUUUAUCCCGCCACCGCCACUGUCCCAGCAGCAGCAGCAGAUGCUUUCUGCGGAUAGGGACAGCGACAGCGCAGAUUCACGGGACCGGCAACGCUUGCACCAAGGCCAGCCGCCGCAGCAGCAGCAGAUGCUGCUGCCGAGGCCAGCUGCAUCUCCCAGCGGGAUCACUGCCCAGCGGGACGGGCAGCCAGGUACCGGGCCGGGGUCCGGGUCCGCAGCAUUAUCCGCGGCGGCCGCCGCCGCGGCUGCCCUGACAGCUGCCUGGCAGGCGACGGUGGGUGCCGUACAGGCCCAGGCCCAGGCCCAGGCUGGUAGUCCUCCGCUACUGCCUGCUGGUCUGCAAGCCCUCUCCGGUCUGCUCAAUCCGCUCGCGAUGAACCCCGGGGCGAUCUGGGCCGCCAUGACGCCGGCAGCAACUGCGCACGCCACACAGCAGCAGCAACAAUUAUCGGCGUUGCAACAGCACGACCAGCAGCAGCCACCUACGGCCUUAGAUCAGCUUGCGAGCCUGCUACUGCCGCGGGCCGUUGGCCAGGUCCGGGGUGACGGCAGCAGCAGGCAGCAGCAGGCGGAGCCGCCCCCGCCGCUGCCGUCAGCGAAGCAUCAUCAUCAUCAGCAGCUGCAACACCAUUACCGCAAGCCGUUGUACGGCGCCCAUCUUCGGAAUCCCCAAACGCCCCACAGUCGCUGUGCGCGAGGGGACUCUGACGGUGACCAGGAGCCCGCCCACAGCUCCGGAGCCAGCGGCAGUGGCAGUGGCGGAGAGGAAAGGAGCCGCAGCGUCGCCAGCGGCAGUGGCAGCGGCAGCGCGGUUAUGCCGCGGUUGUACGGCGGCGGCGGUGGGGAUCGGGGGCGCAGCGGUGGAGAAAACGGUGAGAACGGCAGGUUGAGCGCUGGCAGCGGUGGCGCCGCUGCCGCACAGCCCUCUGCGCGACACAGAACGCAUAGAGGCGGCGGUGGUGACGGCGGUGGCGGUGGUAUCGCUACUGGAAACGCGAGGUCGGUACUUCGGCCUCGACCUCGGCCUCCAAGUCCUGGCGGCGGCUGGAUGCCCACCCUGGGUGGGCUUCUGGGCCCGCAGCAGCAGCAGCAGCAACAACAACAACCGCAACAACCGCAGCGGAGGCGCGAGGAUGGAGGCGGCAAACUGAUGCGCAGUAAUACGGCAGCAGUGCCUGCUGCGGAUGCGGCGGAAGAGCUUGCUGACGUGGGCACCGACGCCGACGCGGACGGUGAUAGCCCCAUGCGUGACGGCGGUGACUGCGCACUGCGGCGCCCAGCGCCGGCCGUGAAGGCCGAAGAGGAGGAUCAACAUGAAGGUUUGCCCCGCGGGCUGGGAGGGCCCCGCAGCGGCACCCCGACAGGCCACAUGCAGCCGCAGACAGGAGCCUCAGCCGUACAGGGGCCCAAACCCCAAAGCUCAUGCCGCCUGUCAUUGGUGCGUCUGCAGCGCCCGGAAGCAGCAGCAGCCGACCAGACGCCGGCGCCACCGCCGCCGCCGCAGCAGCAGCAGCACAAGCCUCUGCGGCAGCCGCAGCUAGCACUGACGGCGGCGGCCACGACGGCAGGCAGCAACACGGAGGCGGGUGGCAAAUUGCUCCUGUCUCGCUCCCAACCACCGCUGGCAGCUGUGGCCUCCGCGGAGGUGAUCAUUGCUCCUGUUGCCGGUGCUGCUGGUGCGGCCGCUGAAGGCUCAUUGGCAGGUGGACACAGCGGCAACGCCGGCGGCCCUUACGUGGCAGAGACGGCGGCGGGGUCUCCUCAUGCCGUCUGUGCUGGCGCCCCCGGAGGUCAUAAGCGGGCACUGGCCGACACAGCCUGGCGGCAGAGCUCUGGGCAGUUGAGUCCCAGUCGCGGCGGUGGCUGCGGCGGCAGCGGAGAGGAGGGGCGCGAGGGGCCCCCUAAGCACCGCCACCUCAGUUCUCCCGCGCAGCAGCAGCAGCUAUUCCCCAGCGGCGGAAGUGGCCGUAGCGGCACCUGGCCGGAGGGCGCCGCAGCAGCUACUGCCCCGCAGCAGCAGCAGCAGCAGCAGACGGCGGGGGUCACGGGGGCGUCCCGCAGCGGCCUUGGUGGCGCACCGCACAUCCCGUCAGACUCUCCCCACAUCGCCAGCCGGAGUCAGAAUCCGCCCCCACCUCCCCACCCCCCCACGUAUCCGUACACGCACUUGCAACAGCAGCAACAGCGCCUCAGCCGGCAGUUGCAAGCACAGCAAGACGCUCACCCCCGCCAGUCGGGGCGCCACCAGCACCACCAGCACCACCAGCACCGCCAUCACCAUCACCACCACCAUUAUCAUCAACGCCGCAGCGAUACCCUCGUAGGUCACCAACGCCGGGGGGAGGUGAAGAUGGAAGAGGGGCACGCGGAAGCGGGUGAUCCGUGGACCGCGGAGGACAUGAUGCAGGGGGCAGAUGCCGCAGCAACGCUGUCGCUUAUGGUAAAGCCGCUGGCAGCGGCAUCGGCCACCGGGGCCAAGGCCACAUCAUGGCAGGCAGCUGCUGUGGUGGCUGCCGGCGGCGCCGCCGCCGCCACGGCCGGUGGCGGUGGCGGUAGUGGUUCUGGGGCCUUAUUGGGGCCCACAGCGCAGGAAAAGGCCCCUGCAGCAAUGGCAACCAUGCCCCCGCCGCCGCCGCCGCCCUCGGGGACCAUGGACAGGGCUGAUGCCGCCACUACGGUCACAACCACUGAGACGGCCGUACACCUGGACGAGCACCAGCAUGGUCAACGAACGGAUGCAGGGGGCCGCGCCGUGCAGCAUCAGCAACCGCAAGCCGCUCCGGGCGGCGGCAUUAGCGGCGGCGAUUCUGCGUCGUUAGGUAUGAGGUUACAGCUUGAACAGCAGCAGCAGCAGCGCACGGAGGGCCACGGUGCUCUUAUGCCGUCACUUACGAUUGCCCUGGCAGCAGCAGCGGCAGUAGCUGCUGCGGCAGCAGCGGGAGGUGCAGCUCCUGCACCGACAAGUGCGGAGUGCAGCGGCGGCGGCAGCGACAGCCCUGCCGGUGCCAGCGCCGCCGCCGCCACUUGGCGGCACCGUGUGAGCGCUCCGGGUAGCGCCCCCGGUGCCGCCGCCGCCGGGGGUACGGCAGCAGGGCUGAGCGCCGGUACCAGUGGUGCCGGUGGCGCCGGGACCGGGUCGGGUACGGACCCCGGCGGCAGCAACGCGGCGCGUGUCGCACGCCGGCCGCGAAUGCUGUGGACACACGAGCUGCAUUGCCGCUUCAUGGCUGUAGUGGCGCAACUUGGCGUGGAGACGGCGGUGCCCAAGAACAUCUUGCAGCUCAUGGCGGUGGACGGCAUGACCCGGGAGAACGUCGCCUCGCACUUGCAGAAGUACCGCCUGUACCUGCGUCGACUGGCCGGUGUGCCGCCCAACAGCCCCAUCCCGCCACACCUGAUUGACAACGUGCAGCUGCAGGCCAUGAGGGCGCACAUGCUCAAACACCAGCAGCAGCUGCAUCAGGCAGCCACGAUGCAGGUCAUGCAGGCUCUGCGCCCAGAGCUGACGGCGGCAGCCGCCGCCACCGCUUGCAGUAACGUAAUGGCGGCGGCACCGCCGCUGCCGGGGUCCACCACUCUUGGCGCGGCGCCUUCACUGCCCUUGCCGCAGCCGCAUCCACUGGAUUCGAAUCAGGCGUCACAGCGGCAACAGCAAGCCGCCAGCAUGGCUGCCGCCGCCGGAAUGUUAGGUGGGGUGCAGCAGCUGGGCCGCGGGGUGACACCACAACUGCAGCUAAAGCUACAGCUAUCGGCGCUGCAAGGCAUCGGCGCCUUUGCCGGGCCAGGGGCGGCGCCCGGGAUUGAUCUCCCUGAGACCCAAGCCGCGGUUAACGGUGACACUUUGGACACGUCAGCCGCAGCCCUGGGGGGAAGCCUUUCCGGGCCACAGCUGGCGCAGCAGCAGCAGCAGCAGCAGCAAGCUGGGGCUCGGGGGUUCGUCAACGGCAGCAGUAGCGGCGCCGCGGGAGUUGCGGCGGCGGGGGGCCUGAGCGUCCUGUUAGAGCGGGGCGGUGGGGUGGGUGGUGGUGGUGGUGGCACAUCUCUGCUGCUGCCCGGGGGCCUCCCUCCCGCUGUGGGUGGACCCCGGGGGCCGGCAGCGGAUGCCGCCCGUGGAGGUGAUGGAGGAGGGGCCUCGCAGCAGCAGGGCGUGGGGAACAGCAACGUCCUUUCAGCAGCCGCCGGUCUUCCGGUCUUGGGAAGCCAACCGCAACAGCAGCAGCAAAACCAGGUACAGCCACAGCAGGCGGCUCUGGGGGCGAUGUGGCAGCAGGUGCACCAGCAGUGGCAAGCGCAGCAACAACUUGCCGCGCUAGCGGCGCUUGCACAGAGCCAACAACAGCAGCAACAGCAACACAAUUUGUUGUUGCAACUGCAGCUGCAUCACCAGCACCAGCAAUGGCAGCAACUGCAGCAAUGGCAAGUGCAACAGCAACUGGUACAACAGGGAUUUGCCGUUCUUCAACAGCAACAGCAGCAGCAGCCGCUGUUGGGUAUUUCCCCGGGUUCUUGGUGCGUGCAGAUGCCCCCCCAGAUGCCUUCCGACAAGGACCUGGCGGAGGGUCCCGCGGGGCAGCCGCAACAGAUGAUGGCGAUGGAAACCCCCCUGUGGGGGCUGAGUGGCGAUGUGCCGACCCCGUUCACGCAGCCGCCAGCUGUCAACAUGGCAGGUGGAGGCGGAGGCGCAGUGCCGUACCCGUACGGUUUGCAGGGCGCUUCCCCAUGGAGCCUGGCCGCGCAGGCAUCUCCCGCGCUACUGCCGCCCCUACAGUCCUUAGAAGGUGCAGGUGCGGGAUACAAACAGGACGCGUCAACGUCCCUUCCACAGCAGCAGCAGGCUGCGGCGGAGGCAGCGGCUUUGCAGCAGCCCACAGGUCUGCUGGACCAACCCCAGGUCCAGGUUCGCAGGCUGAGUAGCGACCGUGGCGGUGGCGAUCCGGGCCCCGCAGUGAACCGCUGCGAGCUACCCCUGCAGGGCCUCUUCAGCAGCGGCAGCCACCGCGGCGCAUCAAUGGGCGCAGGCGGCGGCACCGGCCGUCAGGACUUGGGCGGCGGAGCUGCCGCCGGAGCUGCUGCCGCCGGCGUUGGCGUCGGCGUCCUCCUGUCUUCCAGCGGAAGCGACUGCGGAGUCACCGCCGCCGCCGCCGCGGUCGGCCAGCCGCCUGAUUCCCUUAGCAGCGGCUCCCUGGAGUAUCAAUUUCCGCACCUGGCGCAGCUUUUCCAGCAGCAGUAG
This is a messenger RNA of Volvox carteri f. nagariensis, 6363 nucleotides long. Its product is annotated as Myb-related transcription factor. The transcript has 3 exons. The record is from RefSeq and is a predicted model, not a curated record. NCBI's taxonomy places the organism in Eukaryota, Viridiplantae, Chlorophyta, Chlorophyceae, Chlamydomonadales, Volvocaceae. The coding region runs from base 1 to 6363 and encodes 2120 amino acids. Gene Ontology annotation, biological process: regulation of DNA-templated transcription. Gene Ontology annotation, cellular component: nucleus. Gene Ontology annotation, molecular function: DNA-binding transcription factor activity; DNA binding.